AUGAAAAACGGAGCUAUUGUAAAUAAGAUGGCUCGAGUCAUGACUCAGGUUUUCGUUCUGAUAUUUCUUCUUCAAGGUGUUCAUUCCCGAACGUCACGAAACAAAUCGAAUAUCGCUAAACCGGGACAAAACCUCGCAUCUCCCCCGGUUACGCUUAAGAAAAUUGGCCUUAACCAAGUUGUCGUUGAUAAUGGUAUCAUCCAAGUCACCUUCUCGAAUCCAUCAGGCUUAAUAACUGGAAUCAAGUAUAAUGGUUUUAACAAUGUGUUGAACGAUGAAAUCGAGGAUCGCGGGUAUUGGGAUGUAGUAUGGUAUGAACCAGAAAAAAACCCGCAAACAGAUUUUUUGAAAGGAGAAAAAAUCGAUAUUAUAAAUCAAACAAGUGAGCAUGUCGAAAUUUCAUUUUCAAGAACAUGGACUAUGGCUCGACGUGGCUCGAUAGCCCCAUUAAACGUUGAUAAAAGAUAUAUUAUUCGACGCGGUGUAUCUGGAGUGUAUAUGUACGCUGUGUUAGAGAGGUUAAAAGGCUGGCCGCAAGUGGAGAUGGACCAAACUAGAAUUGUCUUCAAGCUUGACACAACAAAAUUCGAUUUUAUGGCUAUAUCAGAUAAUCGGCAGAAAGUUAUGCCUUCUGAUGCAGAUCGAAAUAUCAACAAUGGCAUUGCCGCUCCAUUGGCUUACAAAGAAGCGGUUCGGUUGAUGAAUCCACAAAAUCAUACGCUUAAAGGGCAGGUUGACGAUAAGUAUAUGUACUCGAUAGAAAGCAAGGACAACAAAGUACAUGGUUGGAUCUCUUCUGACCAACGUGUCGGCUUCUGGAUGAUUACUCCUAGCGAUGAGUUCCGUGCUUGUGGGCCCGUCAAACAAGAUCUCACUUCUCAUGUUGGACCCACUGUACUUUCUAUGUUUACAAGUGUACAUUACGUGGGAAAAGAAAUGAAUACAGCUUAUGCAAGCAGUGAGCCGUGGAAGAAAAUGUUCGGUCCUGUUUUUGUUUAUCUCAAUUCUCCCUCCUCUAGUGAUCUCCUUUGGACGGAUGCUAAACGACAGAUGGCUGCCGAGGUUCAAAGCUGGCCUUAUGACUUCGUGAAGUCAGUUGAUUACCCUCUUCACCACCAAAGAGGAACAGUCGAGGGUCAACUAUUUGUCACGGACAGUUACAAAAGCAAGUCGAAGUUAUACGGGGAGUUUGCUUUUGUGGGUUUAGCACUACCUGGUCAAGCUGGUUCAUGGCAAACCGAAAACAAGGGAUAUCAAUUUUGGACACGAGCAGACAAAAUGGGGAGGUUCGCAAUAGCAAAUGUGAGACCAGGAAGUUAUAGCCUCUACGCAUGGGUUGUCGGAUUUAUUGGAGACUAUAAAUACGAGCGCGACAUUAUCAUCACACCAGGCAAGGAGAUAAACGUAGGACCAAUAGUGUACGAGCCGCCAAGAAAUGGUCCGACGCUGUGGGAAAUCGGGGUACCGGAUCGGACCGCAGCAGAAUUCAAUAUUCCAGAUCCGGAUCCAACCCUUCUGACCAAACUCUAUCUUAGUAACGCAAAUCCUUCUCAAGACAGAUUUAGACAAUAUGGUCUAUGGAAUCGUUACAGUGUUUUGUAUCCUCGAAAAGAUCUUGUUUUUACUGCUGGAGUAAGUGACUAUAAAAAAGAUUGGUUCUAUGCACAUGUCAACAGAUAUUCUGGAAAAGAGAAAUACCAAGCAACGACAUGGAAAAUAGUGUUCAAUUUAAAAACAAUGAUUAAAACAGGAAAUUACACACUUCGAAUGGCUUUGGCUGCAGCCACGAAUGCGGAUUUAUUUGUUCGGGUUAACGAAGCUAAUUCCAAUCCUAUUUUCACGAGCGGGUUAAUAGGUCGGGAUAACGCGAUCGCUAGGCAUGGAAUUCAUGGUCUAUACAGAUUGUACAGUAUCGAUGUUCAAAGAAAGUUGCUUAGGGUUGGUGAUAAUACAUUUUUUCUUACUCAAAAUCGGAAUACUAGUUUGUUUACAGGUGUUAUGUACGACUAUCUUCGUUUGGAAGGUCCAUAUUAAGUAUAAUUAAUAAAUUAAUAAAAGAUGAGUG
This is a messenger RNA of Brassica napus (rape), 2065 nucleotides long. RefSeq names its product probable rhamnogalacturonate lyase B. The coding region runs from base 1 to 2034 and encodes 677 amino acids. Gene Ontology annotation, molecular function: catalytic activity; carbohydrate binding. The record is from RefSeq and is a predicted model, not a curated record. The transcript has 15 exons. NCBI's taxonomy places the organism in Eukaryota, Viridiplantae, Streptophyta, Magnoliopsida, Brassicales, Brassicaceae. Gene Ontology annotation, biological process: carbohydrate metabolic process.